Molecule: messenger RNA, 627 nt
Organism: Guillardia theta CCMP2712
Lineage: Eukaryota; Cryptophyceae; Pyrenomonadales; Geminigeraceae
Exons: 4
Coding region: 1-627 (208 amino acids)
Source: RefSeq, a predicted model, not a curated record
AUGAGCGCAUUCGAAAGCCAACACCCCCUCCAUGCCGCAGACCUCGCUCGGCAGGCAGAAAGAAAGUUGAGAGACGACAAGAAAAGCCGACUUGCCCGUAACGCGUCCCAGCCAUGCCUGAUGUCCCAUGCCCUCGCGAAAGCAGGCAGCCCCGAUAAGAAGACGCUGGACGCGGAAGACUUUCGGUUCCACGCGGUCAGGGAGGUAGCGUACAAGAAACACCAAGACAAGACGCCCAAGAAAGGAGGGAUGAAGAAGGUGUUCUCGGAGAUCGGGAGCUUGAGCAAGGCCUUUCAAGAGGCGCUUGCGGAGGAGGCAAGGGGAGGAGCGAUGGACGACGGCGACCAGCUCUCGACCAUCCUGGAGGACGUGUUCACCAACGACGAGGGUCUGGUAGCGAAGCCUUACCUCGCGUGGGCGUGCAAUGAGCUGGGGGUACAGCACAUGUAUGCUGCCUUCGAGAAGAGAGUCGACAAGGCCAGACUGCUGGCCGGGGAGGAGGGCGAGGAGGAGGGCGAGGAGGAGGGCGAGGAGGAGGAGCUGAGCUUGGAGGACAUGAUCCGAGACUCAUGUAGCUCACAAGCAGGAGACGAUCUGAAGUCUGCACUUGCUGAGAUGAUCGCAUGA